AUGGUCCAUGUCGUCAAGGCGGAUCUCACUCGCCACAUCCCCCUUCUGACCCAGCAAUUGUCGGGCGAGGUCCAGCGGUCAGUUCACGAGGCGCUGGGGUCUGAUGCGCAGUAUGUUGAGGUGAACGUCUUCCCGAAACUUCUGCGCGUGGUGGCUAUCGUUUCGGGUCUCGCGUUCGUCGGCCCUGAUAUGUACCGCCAAGAAGAGUACAUCACCAACAGCAUCACCUUCACAGUAGACCUGUUCGGCGCGAUCGCGAAACUGAAGGCUUGGCCCAACUGGGGCCCGGUGCGAGCCAUCGCCGCUCGUUUUAUCGAUCCGGUCAAGAGACUCCACAUGCAUCGGCAAAAAGCCUAUGACUACUUCAUCCCUCGAAUUCAGGAGCGGCGGAAGGCGACAGCAGGUCAGGAGGCUGGUGCGAAGCCCAAGGAUAUGCUCCAGUGGAUGAUCAACAAGGCAGACAAGUUUGACAUCAAAAGUGAUGAAGAGAUUGCUAUGAUCUUGAUCCUGCUAGGCGUGGCAGCCAUUCACACAACAACGUUGACCGUGGUUCACAUACUUUACGAUCUCAUCGGCCACUGCCCGGAAGUGAUAACUGAGCUCCGCAAGGAAAUCCAAACCGCAAUGGACGGCCAGGGCGGAAAGAUCACGGCCGAAGCCCUCUACCAGAUGAAACUCCUGGACUCUGUCAUGCGCGAGUCUGCAAGACUUAACCCGACCAACGUCAUGAGGAUGCAGCGCAGCGUGUUGCAGUCGUUCCGGCUAUCAGACGGAACGCUGAUCCCCGCUGGUGUCGACAUCGCCGUGCCCGCGCUGCCCGUCAACCUGGACGAGUCCAAGUACCCCGGCGCGCUGCGCUUCGACCCCUACCGGUUCGUCCGCCUGAGGUCCGGAGAAGAGCCCGACCCUAUUGGUUAUGCAAGCCGUGAGCUCUACCAGUUCAUCUCCGUGACGAAAGAGAACAUGGCCUUCGGGUUUGGCAAGCCGGCCUGUCCGGGACGGUUUUUUGCGGCGGCCGAGAUCAAGUUGAUACUCAUCUUCAUCUUGAUAGAUUAUGACAUCAAGAUGCCAGAUGGGUUGGAAGGGCGUGACUCGACGAUUUCUGGCAACUUCCUGAAAGCUCAGGAGCAGGAUGUGUUCCGCCUACGGGCAGAACAUUGA
Messenger RNA from Diaporthe citri, 1161 nucleotides. RefSeq lists its product as uncharacterized. The transcript has 3 exons. Lineage: Eukaryota; Fungi; Ascomycota; Sordariomycetes; Diaporthales; Diaporthaceae. The coding region runs from base 1 to 1161 and encodes 386 amino acids. Gene Ontology annotation, molecular function: oxidoreductase activity, acting on paired donors, with incorporation or reduction of molecular oxygen; monooxygenase activity; heme binding. The record is from RefSeq and is a predicted model, not a curated record.